CCAGACUCAGACCACAAUGAAAAAAACUACAUAGAAAGUCGGUCCUACUGAGAUGGCAAAUAACGAGAAACUGGGACUAUACAUUCCGGGUUUGGCUUCAAAAAGGAGCUGGCUUUGCUCUCAAAAAUCAAACACAAGACGUGCUAACUUUGUUGCCUGCCGCUUCUUUUUUACUUCCUCUUCAAACAACGGCAACAAAAACAAGCCUCGCUCUUUCUCUUUCUUUUUCCUGUUAUACGACUGCAAGUUUUUGCCUUUUAUAUAGCUUCCAAGCUGUAGACGCUUGGUGAUCUUAUCGUUUUCUAAUGUUUAAUAAAAAAAUUUUACACCAAACAUUAGGCCUUGUUUAGCUUCUGCUGAUUUUUAAGGUUAAAUGGGAGUGGGUCUCGGCUUAAAAGUUCAGCUGCACAAAAGUGGAAAGAAAAGAACAAGUUUAAAUAAGAGGAGGUUAGUCCCACUUUCUAUUUUGGUUAGCUUCAAGCUUUUAAAUGUUGAGACGCUGAGAAAUUGAAAAGAAUGGAGAGAAGAUGACACAAAAAGGCUGAACCUGAUAUAGAGCUAUUCGCCUAUUUGGCUUAGUUAAACUGAAAUGACAUUUACACCUGAGAACUAGCUGAGCAUAUUCGCAAAAGAAUUUUCUUUUCGUUUCUUUUCUUUGGCUGUCUCAGCAAAUAAAGAAAGGGUAUGGAAAAUUUCCAGCUUUUGGGGUUUUUAAGUGUUUGAUACAGUUAGAGUAUUGCGGAAGAUUCAGACAACAUGGGCUUUUUUUCCUACACUAGGAGUUGUAUCGAAUUCCAGUAUUUUAGUUUAUAAUCUGUCGAUUCUUUUUUUCAUUUUGGGUAGUGGCAGAAGUGCAGCAACUGGUAAAGUGGUUUCUGGCUUUUAUUAUUGUUUUUUGUUGCCCUAACUUGGUUAGAGCUUUGCUAAUGUUUGGUUGGUAUAAUUGCAUUUUGUAUCGUAUUAGGUUGUAACUUAGUUUUCAACUGUUUGACUCUGUCUUCAAGUUUCAUGCUUGCUGUUGUCAUAUUGUUAAUGAUUCUUUGUGGUUCUUAUUUUAAAAUUCUCGAGAUUCAAAGGUUUUCGUUUGACUCUCCCUUCACUGACGCAAAGACGAGCACCUGUUGCCAUUGAAUCUUUUUGGGGUCUCCACUCUUCAGUUUAAAAUGCUUGGGGAUAUGCUAAUAUACUAUAUGAUUUCAAAGUUUUGAUUAAGGCAUACCCGGUCCAAUAUCCUUCACGGGUGUAAUGGCUACAGCUGCUGCAAUGCUUAUGUCUCGAGAAUCAUCCAAUUAUGAUGAGAUUUCUAUGCAGCAGAGCUUGUUGUUCUCUGAUAGUCUCAAGGAUUUGAAAAAUCUGAGAACACAGCUCUAUUCAGCAGCUGAGUAUUUUGAGCUGUCCUACACCAAUGAUGACCAAAAGCAGAUAGUGGUAGAAACAUUAAAAGAUUAUGCCAUCAAAGCUCUUGUGAAUACUGUAGACCAUUUGGGUUCUGUGACAUACAAGGUUAAUGAUCUUUUGUAUGAAAAAGUUGAAGAGGUUUCUGGAGCAGAGCUCCGAGUAUCUUGUAUUGAACAGAGACUACGGACAUGCCAAGAGUGUAUCGAUCAUGAAGGAAUUUCCCAACAGUCACUGAUCAUUGAUACUCCCAAGUACCAUAAACAGUACAUCUUGCCAGUUGGGGAGACCAUGCAUGGUGCAAACCGUACAAAGUCAAAAUACCUAGGAUGCAACCUAGAUGAUGAAGAUGACUGGCAUCAGUUUAGGAAUGCUGUCCGAGCUACAAUUAGAGAAACCCCAACAUCUUCAGUCAGUGAAACCCCAACAUCAUCAGUCAGAAGAGGGCGUUCUCCAUCACCUUCUCCACGGCCUCCACAGCGAUCUGCAACCUUUUCCUUUACUGCCACCAUGCCCAAGAAAGAAAUAGAGAAGCGAACGCCAUCACCGCAUCGAUUUCCACUUUUACGCUCUGGAUCUAUUAGCAGACCUACAACCCCAAAUAAGAGCCGGCCAACUACCCCAAAUUCAGCUGGUGCAAGGCGGCGGUAUCCAUCAGAGCCUCGGAAAUCAGCUUCAAUGCAUCUUCAAUCUGAGAAAGACAACCCCAAAGACAUUGAACAGUAUCCAAGCAAAAGUAAAAGACUCCUCAAAGCAUUGCUUAGUCGUCGCAAAUCAAAGAAAGAUGAGAUGCUUUAUACUUAUUUAGAUGAAUACUGAGAAAAGAAAACUACAAGGAUGACAGAGGGCCAGCAAAAUGGCCAGUGAUAGCGGCAAAGAAAAAAGGGUGAUUCAAGGAAGUGAGGAAAGACUCUGGACUUGGCACUCCUUUGUUUUUAUUUGUUUUCAGUUCCCUUUGUAAGUUACCUUUCUGCUUGGCUACCUUUUUUUCCUUUCUAUAAAAAUAUUCCAGUCUAAGAUAAUUGAUAAUUGUCAUUGCGUAUUAGGAUUACUAUCAUUUUUCAGCCCACAAGCUAUGUAUACUUUUCUGUUAUAUUUCACUGUUGGCCCUGAAAUGAUGUAUAUCAUUAUUGACAUUAGCUCUCAAUCAUAAAAUGCAUCUUUCGGUAUGCUGGGAAUGCUCCCACCGUGCUCUCAAAUGAAGUCAUUGUAUGCGGUUGUAACCAUUUUGAAGUUUGUAUGAAAGGUUGAA
Molecule: messenger RNA, 2647 nt
Organism: Durio zibethinus
Lineage: Eukaryota; Viridiplantae; Streptophyta; Magnoliopsida; Malvales; Malvaceae
Source: RefSeq, a predicted model, not a curated record